Tilletiaria anomala UBC 951 is the source of this 1376-nucleotide messenger RNA. RefSeq lists its product as uncharacterized. Gene Ontology annotation, cellular component: plasma membrane. The transcript is spliced from 4 exons. The record is from RefSeq and is a predicted model, not a curated record. NCBI's taxonomy places the organism in Eukaryota, Fungi, Basidiomycota, Exobasidiomycetes, Georgefischeriales, Tilletiariaceae. The coding region runs from base 110 to 1270 and encodes 386 amino acids.
GUGAGACAGCGGCCUUUGCGCACCAUAUAUAAUAUACGUUCAAGACACCACCCCCUUCUUGAAGUUGGAUGCGUCAUCCGAUCAACAGGAGCAUGGAUCAAAUGCAACAAUGUCGUCAUCCCCUUCGUUCACGCCCGUACACUCCUUCCUGGGAGGGCUGAUGCUGGCCUCGAGCGUGCACGCCAUGCUCACACAACUGGGCUCUGUCUUGGGCAUCUCAGGAUUUUUCCACGGUGCCGUCCGCAGCUUUGUUGACUCCAGCAGUGAUACCUCUCCAAAGGUUGCCAACGAUCCUCAACGAAUCAGCGACAGGACGGCGGUCAGCACGGCACGGCUCUUCACUGCCGGCCUCCUCGCUGGAGGCUUGCUGCUAGGUGCUCAACGGGGUCUGUUCGAAAGCAGCUUUGGGGUCAAGGUAUUCGACGCAGUGCCCCCCAGCCCGCCGCUUUACACUGCCCUCUUCGGCAUUCUGGUCGGGCUCGGCACCAAGCUCGGCUCUGGCUGCACUUCUGGACACUUCCUAUGUGGCCUCAGCCGCGUUUCACCUCGUUCGAUAGCUGCCACAGCCACGUUCUUUUGCGUCGCCGUUGCCGCGCAUCAGCUCAGCAGCUCUCCACUGACACUCCAAGCUGCGCGAUCGACCGUGGCGGAUCCUGUUCAUCUGCCCGGUGCUAAGGCAAUUGCGCUGCUGCAGCUGCCUGCACUGAUCUAUACGUUGCUCGUGCCGCUUCUUGCAGCCCCAAAGAGUGGCGAAAAGCCGCAGGAGGUAGCAAGAAGGCACCGUCUCGGCGCCAAGGUCGUUUCGUUCUGCACGGGUCUGCACUUUGCGUUUGGCCUCGCUCUGACGGGCAUGCUGCGUUCGAGCAAGGUCCUCGGCUUUCUCUCGCUGUCACCCAUGCGCAUCAUCGGCAUGUAUGGAUGGGACCCCUCGCUCGCGAUGGUGGCCCUCGGCGGCAUCCUGCCUAGCGCUGCCGGCUACUUUCUUAGCGUCAAGCCGCGCAUCGAUCGCGGGGGCAAAACGGAGGCGGACCAGCCGAUGCUGCAUGCUGCCAGCCCCAUGUGGAGGCUGCCCAAAAGCCAGAUCAUCGACGCCAAACUCAUCGGCGGUGCUGCGCUCUUUGGCGCUGGGUGGGGUUUGAGUGGCUUGUGCCCCGGCCCCGCCAUUGUCAGUCUAGGCGCGGCAUUCGCAUCUGGACAAGGGCUGCAGCACAUCUCAAUAUUCUGUGCAUCGAUGGCCGCCGCAGGCCAGUUGGCCUCGCUCCUCACAUAGCGAACGUCUCACACGGAACGCAUUGAGAAGGAAAGCAUGCUGAUCGGAACUACUCCUGUUGCUUAUUGUAUAUCCGGAAUCGCAAUUCAUUCCAACUCCUUACACA